Molecule: messenger RNA, 1455 nt
Organism: Microdochium trichocladiopsis
Lineage: Eukaryota; Fungi; Ascomycota; Sordariomycetes; Xylariales; Microdochiaceae
Exons: 4
Coding region: 172-1281 (369 amino acids)
Source: RefSeq, a predicted model, not a curated record
CUAACGUUUCACCUCAUCAGCCACUUUCAUGCUCACCUUAUAAGGUUUUAUUAGUGCAGACUAAAGUACCUCUCCAGGCGCAACGCUUGAGCGCAUAGUCAAGCCACGAUUCAACCGUCUCCGUUGUCAAAAAAAUAUACCACGAUAUGGCCUGGUAGAUUGCCAGAGCUAAUGCACGGCUCAACUCGACGCGCGUCUGUUAAACAGCACUUCUCUGCCGUGGUCCAUGACUCUCGAGACGAGAAGCACAACACCAAAUCAUCAAAGAACAACUUCGAACAACCAAACAUUACUGUCUCCGGUAAGGCAGAAAAUUCUUACGGCUUCCUCACGAUGGAACUAGUCCCUGGACAAGCUUGUGCUGAGCAGCUAUUCCCUGGUGCACGACCAGAGCCAGAUCUGUCACCUCCAUCGCUCAACUACACGCUGCGAGACAAGAAGCUGCGCAUAGCGGUGUUCUGGUGUUUCGUCUUCUUCGACUGUGCCCUCGUGCCCGUGGGCCUCUACCUCUUCCUGUGGUACAACAAUGGACCGGGGAGCGAAGAAAGAGAUCCGCUGAGCGCGAACUUGGUUCUCAGCAUUGUCACUGCAACGAUAGGUGGUACAGGCAUCAUCGAGUUCGCGAUUGGGAUGUGGAAACUGUGGAAAAAGGGAAGCAAUUGCCGGGUCAUUGGCGCAAAGAGUCGGUGGUACUUUGAUUGGUUCCAUUGGUGGUUUGGCUUGUGCUUGCUCAUAGUUGUCGCCGAGCUCGUGGUAGGGACCGCGUUCACGAAGCCGAACCGCCGACUGCUCGCUAUGCCGCUCUCGUCCGUUCUGGCUGUGUUUGGGGCCCUGCUUCUGGUCACAGAUGUUCUACACCUCUUCUCUGUGCGGACGCUUGUGCGUAUCUCGUCAGUCCCUCGUGGUGAUCGAGUGCCCGUGGGAAUCUACCCUAUUAUAGAGGACGUCUGUGCGGUCAGCGGCUCCGGAACGACUUUAUUCCGCGAAUCCCUCGAGCGACGCUACAAGGCCAGCCCGAUCUUUAGGAUCAUGUUGCGACGUCUUAGUGUGUUCUGGACCCUCGGUGCUUUGGGUUGUUCUGCAGGAACCUCGUUCAUGAUAUGGCACUUUGACGACAUUGACCUGGCAUUCGGUUGUGGGUGGAUGGUGCCAUUUAUCUGGGCGGGAGUUUGGUGUCUUGCAACGAUAGUUUACGUGCAGCACAUGUUGGCAAAGGAGAAAAGACUAUGGGCUGAAGUUAUGGCGCUGAAUGUGCGCGCAGAGCAGUCAGAUCAAGUGUAGCCACCGAGAUGACAUUAUGGGAUGCACUGGGAUCGAACUUUCAUGUCACGAUGGGGAUAGGUCAGCAGAGAAAGAUGGGACGCUGACAUGGGGCAAAUGAUGCACGCAGAGCGUCUGGUCGAGGAUACGGCGUGCCAGUUGUCUCUUGGCCUACCGACAGAACAAAAAAGCUUG